Molecule: messenger RNA, 5448 nt
Organism: Acanthochromis polyacanthus (spiny chromis)
Lineage: Eukaryota; Metazoa; Chordata; Actinopteri; Pomacentridae
Exons: 6
Coding region: 2631-4130 (499 amino acids)
Biological process (GO): monocarboxylic acid transport; transmembrane transport
Molecular function (GO): monocarboxylic acid transmembrane transporter activity
Source: RefSeq, a predicted model, not a curated record
GGUGUUGUAUUUCUGUAUUUCUGUGACAGUGGGUUUUACAGGGUCAAGUGCUUCAGUGCUGAGCCAAAUAUUUAAUGUGAUCAAUGGCCCGUAAAGAAUAACAUGUUGUUCGUGUUAAACUCAGACUUCGUGCCGUCGUCACUCGUUGCUGACUCAGGACAGAGAACAGAUUGGGCUGUCUUCCGUAACAAUCCAGCAAACCUUGACGCCUCUUCAGUGAACUCCAGAGCUCAUAAAAGAGACACUUCAUGAGCUGGAUUGAUAGUUUACAAAAGUUUAUUGGCAGGCGGCACCAGCGAGAGGUAAUUAAAGGCAAGAUUUACAAGGCAUUUGUCCGAGCUGUUUGUGGAAUAAUGAAGCCGCAAAAAAGUCCUGUCACAUUUCCGAUAAAAGCCGUCCUUCCUGUUUGUUAAUGGCUGAGUCAGUAAAGGAGCAGAUGAAUCCAAGCUUGCCAAUUCACAAGCACUUAAUGUAUUCAAAAUUACUGCCUUCUAACACUUUUAAUGUUGUUUUGAAACUUUUUGAAUUAAAAAUGUUCUUGUCGUGCUGCCAGAUGACAAACCAAAUUGUCAGUGUUAAAUAUUCAAUCAUAGAAAAAGUCCAAUUUUGAGGGCAGGUUUUUUAGAAAAUAAAAAUAGUUUGCUUUUGUUUGUUGACUUGAAACAAUGUUUUACAGACCUGAUGAACAUUAGACAGCAUUAACUGAGCUCUGUGUGUUGCAAACUCAUUUCUUUUUGCUUUGAGCUGCUUGUAACCCGACCCUGCUGCUUCUGCUUUGGUGUUCGACACAGCGAUCAUCAGAGGUGUGAGCAGGAGAAAAACUGAUUACUUAUGACUGUGUUGUGUUUGGCUCUUUCUCUGCAUUGUCUGUAGUUUGAUCUCCAUGUGGGCGUAUAUCAUGUGUCCAUUAUUCAGGUCUGUCCUUAUUUUUAGAACACAAACUACGGUGGGAUCAGACUCCAGAUCAGAGGUGUCAAACUCAUUUUAGUUCAGCCCAGUUUAAUCUCAGGUGAGCAGUAAAACCACAGCAUAAUAACCUUUAAAUAACCACAACUCCAAAUGGUUCCUUUGUUUUAGUGCAAAAAUGUUGGCAUUUAAGAACAGUGAAGUGAAAUUUCAACAACAUUCAUCCUCAGUUUAUCAUUUCCACAUUACAACUUCACAGAGUGUCUUCAGAGGAACACAACAUUUAGUCACCUGGAACUGAACCAGAGAGGAUUUACUAUAUGAUCAAAACAACAAAAACCCCUGACAAAACCCAAAAACAACAAAACAAGACAAGAUAUUACAAAAAUGAGACAAAAACGACACAAAACAAAACAACAGAGACAAAAAAUUUGGACAAACAACAAAAACGAGACCAAAAAAUUAUACAAAUAACACAAACAAGACCAAAAAGGACAAAAGCAAGAAACAAAACGGAGUGUUUUAUGAACAACCUGAAAUUUGCUCAGAAAAAUAAGCUGUAAAUUCAGCAGUAUAAUGCCUCAGUUUACCGUUCAGACGUGUGCAUUCCGACUUAGAGAUGUCUGGAAAAGCACAAAACAUUCAGUCACAGAUAACUUUAACUGAACAAUGGAGCACUUUAUUUUAUUCAGUAUGAUCCAAACAACUUGUCAAGGUCUAGAAAUUAUUUAAAAUUUGCAGCUAAUGACACCCUUGCUCCAUAUGAAGGUCCUGGACAUUCAGACUAGAACAGUGUUUGUGGUUGCUGCGUCCUUUAUGUAAAGAAUGGAUUAAUAAAUGUCUAAAUGCUACCUUGCCAGACUAAACAGCUGACUUUCUGGCUUACUACAUGUGAUCAAACACACAGGCCAAAUGUGAACCUGAUUAGCUGUUUAUUUUUAAUAUCAAACUCUUGAUAAAUAUUAACCAAGGACAUUUCUUUUUUCCCUAAAAUCUAACCGAGUGUGUUGUUUACUUAGUCUCAUAAGUGUUUCAUGUUGGAGAAAUGUUCAUUAUUUGACACAAAGUUGGUUUUAUGUCCUUGAAAAAUAAACGUUUCAAGAUCCAUCUUAAUGCAGAGGUGUUUUAUUUUGGUGGGAUGUCAUCUUACAUCCUCCAUUUACAGUUUUUAUGGCCGUCCUAGCAGCAGAUGUUCCCUUCCUCUGGUUAACUGAUGGUACAGGUGUUCAGAUCUGCUUUUUUUGGCGUCUUGCUCUGAAUCACACACGUGCAGGCUACAAAACAUCUGAUAAAGAAAAGGUCAGAUAAAGCUCUGCCCUGCGCUUGUCUUUGUUUUCAACAUGUCAACAUGCUGAGGAAUCCAGAGAAAAUAGGUGACAAAGGUCAGUCCAGGUGAGCCGCUCACAUGUCACCAUCAAUGUUUUACUCAGCGAGUUUUUUAAUCCUCUGUUGACUUUAAAUGCUGCCUCUUCUGUCUUUUUCCUGCUCUCUCUGCUGGUGGUUCUACAUGUUGACCCCUCGGUGCCUCCUAACCUGAACUCCUGAGGACCUCCAGGCAUGUUUCAUCUUCUGCUGAGUGACAGCACCAGCACCGCAUGUGGAAAACCACUGGAGGCUUCUGAAACCUCAGCAAAGCCUGGAGAGCCGGCCUGCAGGAAGAGCAUGAUGGCUUCGACUUGAUCCCAGCAGGUGUCUGAGUGUUGCAGAAAGCAGUGCAGCUCAUCAUGGACUCUCCAGUGAAGGCUCAAAGCAGAAGGUCUGUUGUUUCUCCUCCAGCAGCCCUCGACGGCGGCUACGCCUGGUUCGUCCUGCUCUCCUGCUUCCUCGUCUUCGGUCUGACCUUUGGGGUCGUGAAGGCCUUCGGUGUGUUCUAUGUUGAGAUACAUCGAUACUUUGGAACCACAGCGACAGGAACGUCAUGGAUCACCUCUAUUGCCGUAGCAACCAUCCACGUUGGAGCACCUUUAGCGUCGGCACUCAGCGCCCGCUACAGCCACCGCUCCGUGGUGAUCGUGGGUGGACUGAUAUGCAGCGUGGGAGUGGUGUUGGGGGCUUUUGCUCGUAACAUCACUGAGCUCUACCUGACUGUGGGGUUUCUAAAUGGGUUUGGCUAUGCGUUAACCUGGACCCCCACCGUCACCAUGUUGGGUUUCUACUUUGAGAAAAGGCGUCCGAUGGCCAACGCCUUGUCCAGCUCUGGAGAGUGCAUCCUCACCUUCGUCCUCACGCCUCUGUUCCAGCUGCUGAUCGACAGCUUCUCCUGGAGAGGAGCUCUGCUGAUCCUCGGGGGUCUGCAGCUCAACCUGUGUGUGUGUGGGAUGCUGCUGAGGCCUCUGAAAACCUCCAGAGAUGUUUGCAAUGCCAGUGAGGUCAAAGCAGAGGAGGAAGGCUUGUCCAUGGAACUGCUCUCUCAAGAGGAUCGGCCCAGGUCGGUUAAUCAGGAAGAGGAAGGAGUGGAACUAUCUGAGAAUGAUGAACAGACGGUUAACGCAUGUCCUGAAGAACCGAAACAGAAACCACAUGUGACCAAAGACUCAGCAGCUAAGAGGGCUGAACUAAAGACCAAAAUCAUUCGCUACGUAGAUUAUACUCUUAUCAGAAAUGCUCGAUUCAUGGUCUACUCCAUGUUUGGGGUGUUUGCCGCUCUGGGGUUCUUCGCUCCAGCUCUGUUCCUGGUUCCUUACGCUCGCAGUAAAGGAGUGGAGGAAUACCAGGCGGCUGCUCUGAUGUCCAUCUCUGCAGUGCUGGACCUGUUUGGACGAGUGUUCUUUGGCUGGGUGGCAAACCUGAGGCUGGUGGAGACGGUGCAGCAGCUGACGGUUACAGUGACUCUGCUCGGUGCGGUGAUCCUGCUGUGUCCACUGGCCUCCUCCUUCACUGAGCUGGCUGUUUUCAGUGCAGCUUACGGCCUGGUCUACGGAGCAACGGUCGCCAUCCAUAUCACCGUGCUGGCCGAGAUCGUGAGCAUCCAAAAGCUGGGCAGCGCUCUGGGCUUUUUCAUGCUCAUACGCAGCAGCGGAGGCCUGCUUGGACCGCCCAUCGCUGGAUUUUUCAUUGACAAGAUGAGCGACUACGGGACGGGCUUCCUCAUGGCGGGCGUUGCUCUCAUCGUCUCUGCCCUGUUCCUGCUCCUCCUCCGUCAGAUGAGCCGAAGGGGUCAAAAUACAGACGCCAAGAACCAUGACACGGACAUGGACAAAGAGCUGGAUCAGGACGUGACAUGAACAUUAGAGCUUUUACUGCUGUUGAUGAGCUGUAAAUUGCAUCUGGAUCCAAAGGUCACUGUCAGAAAAAUGCAGGGACAGUUGAACUCCAAACAAGUAAUCUGCAGCUUCAAAAUGAGACUUUUCUAUCUAUAGCUGGGGGACAAAUGAAAGGAAAAACCAAAGUAGAAUGUCUUAGUAAGGCACCAGAAUAUUUUCAAUGCUCCUCUGCAUUGAUUCUCCAAGUCUCAAGAGAGACUGGAGAGGUGGAACGUCAUUCUUAUUAAUAUAUUUUCCUCCAUUUGGUGUUUUGAUGAUGAACGAUGAACAUAUCGGUCCAAAAUCUCCCUUAGGUUUUCCACUGGAGUGACAACUGGUGGUUGUGAAGGCCAUAGCGCAUCAUUUACAUCACAUUCAUUAAACCCUUCAGUGAAGGGGAUUAUUGUCACUGUGGAAGAGACCACUCCCAUAAGGAUAGAAGUCUUUCAUCAUAUUACUCGGGACUGUUUUUUAUUGAUUUCCAGUGACCCUUCCAUCUAAGGGCACAACUGGACCCAAACCAUGAUCCCUUCACCGUAGAAAUAGAGGGUUUAGAUUUUUCCUUUAACUUGUCACCUGUCUGUAUAGCUAUGACAUCUUUCUAAGAGUAAUUACAUGGAUGGUUUGGAGUCUUUGGAGCAGCUCGUUCAAUCAAAUGCACCGCAGAAUGUAUCUACAGGUAGGAAAUUAUGAAAUCCAGCUGAUCUGCAUGGCUUCCUAUCAAAAAAUUCAGGGAAAAAAUUUUACGAAUGUACCCUUUCUCUUGAACAUUACCAGUAUGACUAGUUUCAUGUGCGUGUGGAUUUUUAAAAGCAUAAAACACACACUGAUAUGCCACAGCACAAAAACCAAUGACAAAUGCAGUGUAUAGCUUCAUUAAUCUUGUUAUGAUGCAACGUUCUGCUGGGAAAUCUUGGUUCCUGGUAAUCAUGUGCAUGAGAAGCACUCCAUGACGGCGGUAGCUUCCCCAGCACGACAUUUGACCACACGGCAAAAAAUUACUGACCUUCAGAGCUCAAAGCUUUUUUGGCAGCACAAGAGGGUCCUAUAUAAUCUUGUGGAGGAUGGAGUAAUGUUCAACCUUCCUCCCCACGACCAGUAAUUUACGUACAGUCCCUAAAGCGCUGAAAUAACUCAUUUUCUGGAAUGCAUUAAACUGCAGUAACACACUGUCACUUUCCUACAAAAUGACAAUGACACAGCAAAUGUAGAGACAUAAAGAUCAGCCGUUAAGUUGAUUACAAAAAACCAAAGCCUUCUUUUCUAUUUGUUGUCAUAAAGAAGUUCUUUUCUCAUUGAA